Cyprinodon variegatus (sheepshead minnow) is the source of this 4478-nucleotide messenger RNA. It is a transcript of the gene dusp7, whose product is annotated as dual specificity protein phosphatase 7-like. Gene Ontology annotation, cellular component: cytoplasm; cytosol. Gene Ontology annotation, molecular function: protein tyrosine/threonine phosphatase activity; MAP kinase tyrosine/serine/threonine phosphatase activity. Bases 502 to 1656 code for a protein of 384 amino acids. The transcript has 3 exons. NCBI's taxonomy places the organism in Eukaryota, Metazoa, Chordata, Actinopteri, Cyprinodontiformes, Cyprinodontidae. Gene Ontology annotation, biological process: protein dephosphorylation; negative regulation of MAPK cascade. The record is from RefSeq and is a predicted model, not a curated record.
CAGAGCUUCUUCUUUAAUGCAUCCAGAGGAAAUGACAAACCAGAGGCGCUCUGUGGCCAGGCAUGUCAAAUAAUAACACCGAUCCUGGGCUUUAGUCUCAACCCGAAACUCAGAGGAGAAAGGCGGCAGCUGGACAUCUGCGAGGCCGCUGGUGACUCUGCGGACGCUGGAGCGGACCCGCUGAAUGGACGUCGAUGGACUGGACUGACGUCCGCUUCAAUCGGACCGAACCUGGGAGCCAAACAGAGAUCUGCAUGUCCAAGUUUCCUGUUCCGAGCAGAGGGAGAUCACCGUGUGCUUUUUGGAUGCGUGUGGAAGUGCGUGUUGGGUGCGCGGCGCCCGCAGGAGCGGCGGUGAUCCUGGAGGUGUCCGCGGGAAGCCAAGUUUAGCUCCGUGAUUUUAUUUUUUAUUUUUUUUUUUUGUUUUUUAACGUUUCCUUUCCUUCAACUCUUGUGUUGCUAUCAUGUCCCAUAAGCGGACAGGUGGGUUAACGUUUCCCCGAUGAAAACGGAGCAGCUGUGCAGAGGCUCAGUGAUCGUGACUGUGAAGAUGAUGUCGAGUAAGAGCGUGGAGUGGCUGCAGGACGAGCUGGAGUCCGGGGCAGGCGCGCUGCUGCUGCUUGACUGCAGAGCGCACGAGUUGUACGAGUCCUCUCACAUCGAGUCCGCCAUCAACCUGGCCAUCCCGGGCCUCAUGCUGCGGAGGCUGAAGAAAGGCAACCUGCCCAUCCGCUCCAUCAUCCCCAACAACGAGGACAAGGAGAAGUUCGUCAAGCGGUGCAAGACGGACGUGGUUCUGCUGUACGACGAGGCGACGUCGGAGCGACACGAGUCCGCGCUGGGGAGCUCCGUGAUGGGGCUGCUGCUGCAAAAGCUGCGGGACGACGGCUGCAAAGCUUUCUAUCUGGAGGGAGGCUUCAAUAAAUUCCAGUCAGAGUAUCCGGAACACUGCGAAACCAAUCUGGACUGCUCAUGUCCCAGCAGCUCCCCGCCAGCCUCGGUCCUGGGGCUAGGAGGACUUCGCAUUAGCUCGGACUGCUCGGACGGAGAGUCUGACCGCGAACCGAGCAGCGCCACAGAAUCUGAGGGUAGCCCGCUUCCUAACAACCAGCCUGCCUUCCCCGUCCAGAUCCUGCCGUACCUUUACCUGGGCUGUGCCAAAGACUCUGCAAACCUGGAUGUGCUCAGCAAGUACAACAUAAAGUACAUCCUGAAUGUCACGCCCAACCUGCCCAACAUGUUUGAGCACGAGGGAGACUUCAAGUACAAACAGAUCCCCAUCUCUGAUCACUGGAGCCAGAACCUCUCACAGUUUUUCCCCGAGGCCAUUUCAUUUAUCGAUGAGGCUCGUUCCAAAAAAUGUGGCAUCCUGGUGCACUGCCUGGCCGGGAUCAGCCGUUCAGUCACCGUCACCGUGGCCUACCUGAUGCAGAAGCUCAACCUGUCGCUAAACGACGCCUACGACUUCGUAAAGCGGAAAAAGUCCAACAUUUCCCCCAACUUCAACUUCAUGGGCCAGCUCCUGGACUUCGAGCGGACGCUGGGCCUCAACAGCCCCUGUGACAACCGCUCCACCUCCCCGCCGCACGACCAGCUCUUCUUUACCACCCCGACCAAUCACAACGUGUUUCAGCUGGACACUCUGGAGUCCACUUGAAAGACUGACUCGAGACUGUCCCCCACCACCUCUCUAUUUUUCAAAGAGGUAGGAGGUAACAAGUGGCUGCACUUGGAGAAACGCAGCCGGUUUUAUUGAAGGUUUUCGCCUCUUCGGGCCCCUCGUCAUAGAGUCUGGGCGCAGAGCUGCUCUAGAGAGAUGGAAGGGGUCAACGGAGCUAAGCGAAGGAGAUGUGAGGGAGUUUCUUUAACCCAAGGCAGUGAACUGUGGGUUUACACCUGAGCUGUUGUUAAAACCCUGCCUCCACUGAGUUGACUGACUGGCCGCAGAAAAACGGAAAGCUUAAUACAAAGAUAGGAACAUAGAGGAUCCACAGAGAAGCUGCUGGCAUGCUGAGCUUGGCGGCGUCUCACGGAGAAUCUGUGAUUCACUCGCUCUACUGAGUGUAGAGCGUUUUCUAAAACCAAGGAAUUAACACACACUUAAAAUAAGUAUGUAAGUUUGUACCGUAUGUAUGGUAACGUACAUAGCAGAACAUCUAUGAGAAGUCCUUAACAAAUUCAAUAUAUGUAUAUGCAUUUUUUGUAUAUUUUUAUGUACAUUUACGCACAGAUCUGUACCUUUAUAUAAUUAUAUACUCUUUAUCUUUGUCCAAAACAAAGUGAAUCAAUCUUAAAACUGAUUUAAGAGACUGUAAAACUAAAGAAAAGGAACGUUUUUUUGUUGUUUUUAUUCUAAGUCGUCUUUAAUUUUUAAUGACAUUAUGCAGUUUGCACAGUGGUGUAGCCGUAGACGUGCUGGCACUUGAUAAAGAGACAUUCAGAGAGCAGAAGGAGCAGGCAGAGAGGCUAGUCCCAGCCUGCGACAAGCCCUGACAGCUGCACGGUGCCAUGGGGAGGGAACAGGGACCUGGAGUCCCUAACAGAGGCCUCUAAGGUCGGGGUCUGGGCUGGAAGUGUGCAGAUCCCUUAUCCCCCCCCAACAUCUCACUGUCCCCUCAGCUGCAGAUAAGGAGCUACGGGCUUUUUCCACCAGUUUAUCCUUAAAACCUUAGUUAUUUCAGUUUGAAACCAAACUCUGAACUUCUUUCGUUAUUGCAUCACAACUGCUGUCUAACAAGCUUGUUUUGCCAAAACUGGUUCCUGCCAGCUCAGACUUCUUUUUUUCUUUUUUUUUCUCCUUUCGAGAAAUUUCACUGAGAGGUUUAGUGCCGACAGGAGAGCAUAUGGAGGAAGUUGUUUCCAUUUUUAAAAAAAACUUCUGGGGCACCGUACCUAACGGGGCCCACAUUUGCCAAAAAAGGAGAGCAGGAAGAAGGACUGUGGGUGUAAUCUGGUGUUUGUGCUGCAGACUGGGACUGGCCUCUGACAGACUGCAUUUACUGUCCCUUAGGUGCAUUAGGGGGCAGCUAAGUAAGGAUCACCCAUUUCAUUAUAGGUAGUUUUAAGCCUUGUUUAAGAAAGAGAGAAAUAUUAAUAAUGAAAAAGGGAAUUUAUAUAUAAAGUUAUUAAUCAAAUGAAUCUUAUUUUGUAUACCUGAGCAUGCUGUGGUGCUGUGUGCUCUCUUAACAGUCUCUGUAACCAAGGGUUGGAUGUUGCUUUAAUAUAUUGGAGGACUUUGUUGUUUUUCUUGGCUGUUGUCGCUGAUCACGACAGCAUGCAGUAUAAGCUAUAGAUGGCUUUCUGUGACAACGUGCACAUCUGCCGCUCAUGCAGGAAGUGUUGAAGUCAGAUAAAAUAAAAAGCAAAGAAUUCUGCAAUAAUUCGGAGCAGAAACUCCAAAACAAGUGGCUCAACUUUGCCUUUUUGCCUGCAAAUUAUUUUCCCAUUCUUUGUGUCAGUUUGAACAAUGGGUAACACCUUAGCAUUCACUCAGUUUAAGGUCUUAAUAUUAUCCACUUAUAUUUACAAUUAGACCAAACUAAAGCAGAUGUUUCAGCUCUAGCUUUUAAUCAACCAAAUGUCAAACCACAGCUUUUAUUUUACCAGGGGGUAAAUAGCCUGAUUUAUCACACCUAUUAUCUUGAUGCCAAAUAGAGCUAAAACCAGGCAAUCAUGUUUUUUGUUUUGUUUUUUAAAGCUAAAGAAAAUGGGCCAAGUUGUGGUAGACUAAUCCUAGUCACUCUGAUUAUCUUUAGAGAAGCACCAAUCUGGCAUUUCAUGCCUAUUUCAAAUUUCUGAUUCCUUUGAGGUCAAGCUUGCAAUUUCCAAAUUGGACAAAUUAUGUAAAUUUGUACUGGAAUAAUGUUUAUUAAAAAUGAAAAUUAAUGAAAAUUUUUUUUUUUAUCUAGUUUCCCCACAUUAAUUGUGACCAGUUUUCCACCUCCUUUAGAAAACAGCUCAAGUGUGAUCCUAUCACCAUCAGGUUUCAUGGAAUAGAAACAUUUUCUCCUGUACAGUGGCUUUAUUUCAAUCUGCUUCACACAUAACAGGAUAAUGAGGUUAGACUGUACAUGGGAAUGGAAACAAGCCGACCCUGAACAAUCUAUUGUUUAUAUUUCAGAUUUAAAGUCUUCAGUAUAAAAGUAACGGUUUGUAGACCUACAUUAACAGUUAGUUUGUUCAGUCGGGUCACUUCUGUGUUUGCAAUUGACAUAAUGCAACAUUUCUAAAGUGAAAAGAAAACUGGCUUCACAAUCUCAAAGACAUGAGAAAACAAAUCUUAAUUAUUAUUUUUUUUUCCAAGUCGCUUGGCUUUUUUGUUAUCCUUUUGUUUAAAUUUAGUUUUUUUUUUAUUUUAUUACGUCACUAUCAAACUUGAGGUUAUUUCUCAGUUUCGGAUUUACUUAAUGAGAAGUAAAACUGAACCAGUACUCUUUGUUGAUAAUUUUCCAGCAAAUCACAUAUCAGAGCUGAUUUAAA